This is a messenger RNA of Galeopterus variegatus (Sunda flying lemur), 335 nucleotides long. RefSeq names its product centromere protein Q (gene CENPQ). The record is from RefSeq and is a predicted model, not a curated record. The transcript is spliced from 3 exons. NCBI's taxonomy places the organism in Eukaryota, Metazoa, Chordata, Mammalia, Dermoptera, Cynocephalidae. The annotation marks the transcript as partial.
GAAGAAAUACAUAAAAUAGUAGAAACUGUAGAGGUGAUGACUGGGAAUAUUCAGGGCCUAAAGAACAAAAUUCAAAUUCUUACAAGUGAGGUGGAAGAAGAGGAGGAGAAAGUAAAGCAGAUGCUUCAAAUGGAUUGUAGUGGGGUACUCUCUCUUCCAGAACUUUCUCAGAACAGUCUCAGAGCACCUACACUUCAGAAAGAAAUUUUGACACUAAUUCCAAACCAGAAUGCUCUUCUAAAGGACUUGGAUGUUCUCCAUAAUUCAUCCCAGAUGAAAGACAUGUUAACAUUCAUUGAAGAAGCCUAUAAGAAACUGGAUGCCUCUUAAAAGUU